Messenger RNA from Osmia lignaria (orchard mason bee), 471 nucleotides. The record is from RefSeq and is a predicted model, not a curated record. NCBI's taxonomy places the organism in Eukaryota, Metazoa, Arthropoda, Insecta, Hymenoptera, Megachilidae.
AUGUCAGGAUUGGAUCUAAGUCAAGUUAGGAAACAAUUAGACGCCGUUUUCAGUGGGUCCGUUGAGAGGGCUGUAUCCGCUCGUGUAGAGAGAAUACAAAGAGAAAUGAUGCGGCAUGCGACUGCGGUGGUACACCUGAGCCAAGCAACGAACAGACGGCGCAACCAGUAUCGGUGGACCCGCCCCGCACCACCACCGCCAAGACGACUACCAUCCGCCUCCGCACCGUCAGCAGGCAGCGCACCGCCACCCCCGUUAAUGGGGGUGAAUGUCCAACCGCCGAACCAACCACAGAAUCAAGCCGGAAAUCCCCAGAGCAACCACCAAGUCCCUCCCGAACAACACUUCAACCAGACACCUUAUCCUUACCCGCAUCCUUACCCAAAUCAGCAUUUAAUACAUCCCUAUCACCAAUAUUUACUGCAGCACCACAUGUUCCCGUUCCAGUACACCCACCCAUAUACACCCUGA